Messenger RNA from Thamnophis elegans (Western terrestrial garter snake), 5892 nucleotides. RefSeq names its product retinoic acid-induced protein 3-like. Lineage: Eukaryota; Metazoa; Chordata; Lepidosauria; Squamata; Natricidae. Gene Ontology annotation, cellular component: signaling receptor complex; extracellular exosome; plasma membrane. Gene Ontology annotation, biological process: G protein-coupled receptor signaling pathway. Gene Ontology annotation, molecular function: G protein-coupled receptor activity; protein kinase activator activity. The record is from RefSeq and is a predicted model, not a curated record. The coding region runs from base 2487 to 3560 and encodes 357 amino acids. The transcript is spliced from 3 exons.
CUCCUUUAUCCCCCCUGUUUUCUCUAUUUGCUUUUAAAGCUUCUCAGGAGAGUGUGAGAGCAAUCCUUAGCUUGUCCAUGCAAGGACAGGAAAGCAGCAAGAGCAGAAUAUUUUUCAAGUGGGCAGUGCAGGCAUAUUCCUUUGCUGUCGACUACAACUCUUCUUCUUCUCUGACCAGAUCACAGUCAGGUAAGUCCAUGCCAAAGCUUAAUUAUGGGAGUACUAAAGUACACUAAUUCUAGUAACAGGAAUAAUAAGGGUGGAUCUCUCCCAAGCUUACCAAAUACAUUUUGUUAUAUUGCCUCCUUUACCUGAUUAUGCCUAGUUUAAUAGAGAUGUAAUAUAGGUUCAGCAAAGUUUUUAAGAACUUUCCAUAUUUCAGCUUCUGAAAAUCCUUUUAGACUACUGAAAGGAUUAAUGGAUAGAAGAGAGUACUGUCCUAGGGAGACACAGCGGUUCAUUCCGGCUCAGCAUGAGGUUUUCCACUGAUGAUAUCUAACCAGUUACAGUAUUUUCUAUUUUAUCUUCUUUUUAGACAAUUAUUGGAAAGGUAAAAUAUCCUAUUUUUCAGAAACUUUUCACUGAGUAGCUUGGAUAAGAGAAGCCAGGAAAAGAUAGAAGAUCUUUUCUAAUAGAGAAAUCUUUAUUAGUCAGAUAACUUUGUAGCAUUUAUUGAAGCCUGGAUCUUUCACAGUAAUUUUGUUUAUGUUUAUUUCACAAAAUGAUCUACAAGGGGAAAAAUAGUAGUCCUGGGAGCACAGAGAAGCGUGAUGUAGCACCAGUCUCAAGUAAGGAGGUGUCCAGAGUAACACUUAUUUGGGGACACCUAUACUUGCCAAAAACUUUUCAAGCAGAAACUCUAUAUGACUUGGGUGCUUGAUAUCUUUAGGACCAUCUUCUCCUGGCAGAACGUUAGACAAUCUGGCAAAGAAAAGAUGCAGCAGCUCUUCGCCCCUAGAAAGUUUAGGGCUGGGAACCCAGAAAACGGCAUGCUUAAUGGCAGCCGACUCUCUGUAAACAGAUUCCCCUUGGUGAUUCGGCUGCCUCUUCCCUUUCUUUCAUCUUUUAGAAAGCUUUAGAAGACUUCCCUCUAACACAGGAGUUAGAAAGAGUGAAUUUUAUGGAAGACUGCAGAUUACCCACCUUGAUUUUGUUCAAGAUUUAACGUUUCAAGCAUUUUAUAUUUUUAUUGGGCUUUUAAAAAUGCAUCAUUGUAGACCAACUUCAGUCACUGAAAGAAGUGACAUACAAUCUUAAUAAAUAAGUAAACAAAUAUUCUUUGUUGCCAUGUAGUGCCAUCAGGAUUUUAUAGCUCAGAUCUUGAGAGUGCGGGAGGUAGUAGAUUUAAAGUAUAGACACUGAUUUGCUUCUGUUAACCAGUUUGCUUUCUAUCAAUGUAUGGCAGAGAUCAAACCACACUCCUUUUUAAUUAAAUGGAGAUUUAAAAACCCACCAUAAUUUGCAGAUUGACAAUAUAUUAAUUUAACAAAGUUGGGCUGUGGCUUUGGAGAGGAUUUGUGUGUGAUUGGAUUGCGUUAUAUUCUUCUUAUUGUUGUCAGUAUUAGCUUACUCAGAACUGUUAGGCUUGUGCUAUAGAAAUCAGUGGAUAUCACAUUUCCAUUUUUCAGUAGAUUGCUGCUGAAAUUCAGGUAAGGUUUAAAAAAAAUCAAGAUGUCAGCCAUGACCACGUGAUUGAAGCCCCACCUGUUUUGUCCAAAGGUCACACUGUAACUGUAACUGCCAUUUUUAUAUUUUGAAAUAUAAAAUAUAACACAGGAGCAUCUUUGUUUAUGGGGUCAAUUAGGUUAAAGUGGCAGGUGUAACCAGGUUUUCAAAACCUUGUUCCUUUUUAUAUGUGUUUUGCAUGCAUCUCAUGCAUGUAAAAAAGGGUGUGGCUUUGAUUACUUAGGCACGCCUGCCGUUUUUGUUAUUUAUCUGCCCUGGAUGUCUCUGCCCUGCCACUGCCUUCUUUAUUUAUAGGGGCUGUUGCUGCUGCUCCUUCAGAAAAAUAGAGAUUAUUGUUUACAACAAAGCCCUGGUGCUUGAUGGAUCGGGUUGUUCUUAAAUUAUACAGACCCUUGUAGUGUUUUUCCUGCUAUUUCUUCUUCAAGGUAGAAAAAAUGUGGAGUCCAUAAAAAGAUGUGCCUCUUUAUUACAGUAAGGGCCUUUCCUAUGGGAUGAUUCCUUAAUCUAGUUUAACUGACCUAUCUCCAUUCCAUUAUUGGAUCCAGAUUUUACGCCCCAGCAUUGUUGCCAAUCAAAACAGACGAUGGUGGGCUAAGCAAAUCAGUGGUCUAACUUGGGAUAAGGUCAUUUUAUAUUUUCAUGUAAAGUAAAUAAGAGUUUUAUCUAUAUAAAUUACUUGAUUCCUUUUGCAGUAAAAUGGCUGAUUAUCUAACUUGUUCUGUUUUUAAGCAUAUAUUUAUAAUUCCAAAUUUGCCUUAUUUCCUACAGGUUUUCUUUUAAGAUAAGUCACCUGAAGUGUCAUGUCUUCUUCUGAGCCCCCCCAAGGCUGUGGCAACAUAUCCUCUGACUACUAUUUCCUCUGUAACACCAAUGUUUAUUGGGGGAUUAUUCUGGAAGCUCUGGCUGUAGCUGGUGUGUUUGUCACAAUCAUCCUCAUUCUGGUGCUUUUUUCCCUUAUCUGUAAAACCCAAGACAAUGCAAAACGUAGUCUGAUCCCAAUCCAGUUCCUCUUCCUGUUAGGCACUCUAGGAAUUUUUGGGCUCACAUUUGGUUUUAUCAUCAGGCUCAAUGAGCACACUGGCCCCACACGUUUCUUCCUUUUUGGGGUCCUCUUUGCCCUCUGCUUUUCCUGCCUUCUGGCUCAUGCCUUGGACCUCACCAGGUUGGUGAGAGGAAGACAGCCAUUUACAGGACUAGGGUUGCUGAUUAUGGUCCUUGGUUUGACUGUUGUACAAGUGAUUAUAGCUGUACAAUAUGUAGUAGUCAAUAUCAAAGCCUUGAAGGCUCUACACGAUGAGAUGGGUGAUCACGGACGAAGAGACUUUAUUUUAAUACUCAUCUAUGUACUUUUCCUGAUAUUUCUCCUCUUCAUAGUUUCCAUGUUUGUGUUUUGUGGCUCAUACAAGAGAUGGAAGAGGCAUGGUAUCCACUUAUUCUUCACAGCCCUUUUCUCCAUAGGCAUUUGGGUGGCAUGGAUUGCUAUCCUGAUGCAUGGUAUCAGCGAUUUAGGUAAACCAUCAGAAUGGAACGAUCCUCUCCUUGCAGUUGCUCUGAUAGCAAAUGGCUGGGUUUUCUUGAUUCUGUAUACAAUACCUGAACUCUGUGUCCUCACUGCUCCACGGAAGCCUGGAGAUUACCCUCUGGAGACUAAUACUUGCCAGCCAAAGGGCCUGAAAAAAACUUAUGGAAUAGAAAAUCAAGGUUAUGCUCAGGAAGACAACAGACAAGAAGAAAAUUCUGACUCAUAUGUCCCUUAUUCAACUCAUUUUCAACUGAAGGACCUUGAGCCUCAACAUGAGUUCUCCAUUCCCCGCCCUAAAGCACGGCCCAGUCCAUACGAAGAGUAUUCUGGAGGGAAAGAUAUCAAGCAAUAGCCUCUCAAUGAAGAAGGAGAAGCAACGUUGAGUUGACUGAGGUGUUGGUAUAGCGGUGCUUCAGUUUUGCAAAAUCAGGGACACUGCUCACAUUGCCAUGGAUGAAGGAAGAUUGUUUUCGUUUUCUUCUGUAGGUCUUCUGGCUCAGCACAUGUAGCACUUUAUACCUCUGAAUUCAGUAAUGAACCUCUUCCCCCCCCACCCACCGUGCCUUUACACAACUAUAACUACCCUCCAUCAAAUCUUUAUUAACUGGGCCUAAACCCCUGAUCCAUAUGUGAGGAUGGGAGACUUGAAAUGGGAUUCUUCCUCUGUGUUUACUGGUUCCCUGUGUAAUUUUGAUUCUCUCUUCGCAUGAGUUCCAAAUUGUUCUCUGUGUACGGGGAGCUUAGACCCUGUUUUAGAUUUCUCACCAUGAUGGAUUGGGGGGGGGCAGCAAAGUUGGAAUGGAAGGACCAUUCUUCCCAUCAAUCAGAACACAGCUGGAGGGGACCUUGGAGAUCUUCUAGUCCAACCCCCUGUUCAAGCAGGAGACAUUAUAUAAUGAUCACAUAUGGGCUGGUUACCUUGUGAAAAUGAUGAUGUCUCUAAGAUCUAUCAAUAUUUUUUUCUCUAUCUGUCUGAGCUCACUUUUCCUCAGCAGAGAGAUUUAUCCCAAUGAUAGGGGCUGCUGAACAUAGACGCCGAGAGCUUUCUGACCAUUACUAGUCUCUGAAUUAACUGUAUUUGCUUAUUUAUUUUUCUAUCUAAAGCACUGAAAUUAGGAUGAUCAUCAUGAUGUUUAAAAUGCAAUUUCAUGACCAUCUAUUUUCACAAAGGGGGUCUGGUGAAGCAGUCAUAACAGGGAGCAGCUUUUGAUUUAAGUCUGAUUUACCAUUUUCCACAGUGUAUAAUAAUAGAAACUAUUCAUUUGCACCAUCAUUCUUAGCCUAUACUACCUGGGAUGAAGGGAGAUGACACAUCUGGGAAAUACUAGACUGGGGAAGUUUGCAACAAUGAUGUAGGUGAGCCUAGAUAGCAAGAACUUCUGAAAUGGUUGCAAUGGAAGCAAUUGACCCUGCAGUAUGUGAUUCUUGAGAAUAAGCCUUAUUAUAUAUAACCUUUGCCAAUAUCUGUUAAAAUGUGUAGCAGAUACUCUAAGAAGAACAGCAAAUGAUACGCGCCUUAAAAGUGGUUUAUUUUAGAGAGAAAUAGAAGGAAAAAUCCUUAGCUCAAGUCAGUGACACCAAAUCUCUUAUGUUGCUUGACUUUUAUAGGAGACAGGUGUUUACAUUUCCCCACUGAAAUCAAUGGGAAAACACAAGUAUAUGGUAUUCUGUAUUUUGUGGGAAAGCAGUCCAGGAUGGUUGCUUAUAUGCUUUCGUCUGCCUUAUGUAAUAUUUAUUUAUAUAGUUCUUCUGUUACCUUGAAUAUACACAUGUAAUAAAUAUAUAAAUAUAUAUUAUAUGUGUUUGUACCUCCUCCUUUUGUAAUUCCUUUUCAUGUGGUAUAGUCUACCAAACAGAUGUGCUCUAUGCACCUAUGAUGUACAGAGAGUUCAUUAUAAGGCCAUUAGCAUAUUUUAGAACAUAUUAUUAAAGAUUAUCAUCCAUGGAGCAACUUUGCCUCACCUGAAUUUUACAGCUUGCCAAGAAAAAUAUCUGGGUGAUCUUGCUGAAAGCUUUGCUGAAUUUAAAAUAUUAUAUCCAUGGCCAUAGCAUUCCUCUAAUCCACUAGCUCAGUAUUUGUAAAAAGAAAUUGUAAAAAGAGAGAAAAAGAAGAAGGAUACAAAACUAGUUCGACAUGCUUUGCUUCUUCAGUGCCAUAGAAUCACUGGCCGAUGCGCAUGCGUGCACCAGAAACUGGAAGAUCAUCUUCCCAGCACGUUCAUGCGCACCGGGAAGCUGCUCUUUAGGUUUCUGGCACACACGCUCGUGCUCCCAUUUCGGCUGAAAAGGUUCACCAACAUUGUCCUAUGAGAUAUGCAGUUUCUGGCUAUGGAAAAGUUGUCAGGCCUUAGUUUAAAAGGUGCAUUUCCUUUAAAGGCUGUAGGGGAAAAAAAAGGCAGAUCACUCUCAGGCAUUAAGUCCAAAGGUUUAUUUUAUCAAGUCGCUACCAGCUACAAAUAAAUAUCCUAUAAACUUGCUUAAGCUGCACUGAGAUUGCUUUUGAUUCAAUAAAAAUAAACUUGUAAAUGUGUGUACCCAAAGCGAUACCCUUUUGAACAUCAGAAGGCUUAUUUCUGAGUAAACGCAUUUAACCAGCUAAGCCAGAUGCCUGCAGUGAUAAUCUAUUGGCAAAUCAUGUUACAAAUACCGUUGUGAAUUGCUUUGAGAAUUGACAUAGCUAAUAA